UUGUUUUUCUGCCCUCCGUCUAUUGUGGAGCCUUCCAUCUUUUCUUGAUCCGAGCCUCAUUUCUAAUUGCUGAAUAAAAUGCUGUGAUGCUGCUCAUCAGCUGUUCUGUUCUAUUGUUGGUGUUUAUUUAAAUGUCAAACUAUAUACGAAUAUCGAGAGAAAGUAUUGUCUUUCCCUCUAUAGUCUUUGACAGCGCAGUGGGAUUGAGCCACAGUGGAAUGAAUCAUUUGCAGUGGUUGUGAGUCUCGCCAUAGAGUUUCUGCGCUUUGCAAAGCGCUGUGAAUGAAGUCAGCUGAUCAUUUGCUAUCGCAUGAUCGACACUCACAUCUUCUCUAGGCAGAGGAUCAAGACGGUGGACCGUUUCAUUUCUGAAGAUCUAGCCUGUCGGGAUGGACCUGUCUAAACUGCCUAAGAUCCGGGAUGAGGAGAAGGAGAGCGAGUUUGGAUACGUCCAUGGAGUAUCCGGCCCAGUGGUAACGGCCACUGCCAUGGCGGGAGCGGCCAUGUACGAGCUGGUGAGAGUGGGCCACAGUGAGCUGGUGGGAGAGAUCAUCAGGCUGGAGGGAGACAUGGCCACCAUCCAGGUUUACGAGGAGACAUCGGGCGUGUCUGUUGGGGACCCAGUGCUGCGGACUGGAAAGCCUCUGUCUGUGGAGCUGGGCCCAGGCAUCAUGGGCUCCAUCUUUGACGGUAUCCAGCGCCCCCUAAAGGACAUCAACGACCUAACACAGAGCAUCUACAUCCCCCGCGGAGUCAACAUCGGAGCCCUCAACCGAGACCUGAAAUGGGAGUUCUCCCCCGUCAAGAGCUUACGGGUGGGCAGUCACAUCACAGGGGGUGAUAUCUACGGGAUGGUGUUUGAGAACUCCCUUAUCAAGCACAAGAUCAUGCUGCCCCCGAGGAACAGAGGAACCGUCACCUAUGUGGCUCCCCCCGGAAACUAUGACGUCUCGGACGUGGUGUUGGAGCUGGAGUUUGAGGGUAUGAAGGAGAAGUUCACCAUGGUCCAGGUCUGGCCAGUGCGACAGAUUCGCCCAGUCACAGAGAAGUUACCGGCCAAUCACCCACUGCUGACCGGACAGAGAGUACUGGACGCCCUCUUCCCGUGUGUCCAGGGAGGGACCACAGCCAUCCCCGGAGCUUUUGGCUGUGGUAAAACUGUCAUCUCCCAGUCCCUGUCCAAGUACUCCAACAGUGACGUCAUCGUCUACGUAGGCUGCGGGGAGCGCGGGAACGAGAUGUCAGAAGUAUUGCGAGAUUUCCCAGAGCUGACCAUGGAGGUGGAUGGGAAGACUGAGAGCAUCAUGAAGAGAACAGCGCUGGUGGCCAACACCUCCAACAUGCCUGUGGCUGCCAGAGAGGCCUCCAUCUACACCGGGAUCACACUGUCAGAGUACUUCAGGGACAUGGGCUACAACGUGAGCAUGAUGGCUGACUCCACCUCUCGAUGGGCCGAGGCUCUCAGGGAGAUCUCUGGUCGACUGGCUGAGAUGCCCGCUGACAGUGGUUAUCCUGCCUACCUGGGUGCCCGUCUAGCGUCAUUCUACGAGCGUGCUGGCAGGGUGAAGUGUCUGGGCAACCCAGAGAGAGAGGGCAGCGUCAGCAUCGUGGGGGCUGUGUCGCCCCCUGGUGGUGACUUCUCUGAUCCUGUGACAUCGGCUACCCUGGGUAUCGUGCAGGUGUUCUGGGGUCUGGAUAAGAAGCUGGCCCAGAGGAAGCACUUUCCGUCAGUCAACUGGCUGAUCAGCUACAGUAAAUACACGCGGGCGCUAGACGAGUACUACGACAAGCACUUCCCUGAGUUCGUCCCGCUGCGCACCAAGGCCAAGGAGAUUCUGCAAGAGGAGGAGGACCUGGCUGAGAUCGUACAGCUGGUCGGCAAGGCCUCGCUGGCUGAAACUGAUAAGAUCACCCUGGAGGUGGCCAAGCUCCUCAAGGAUGACUUCCUGCAACAGAACGGUUACACCCCCUAUGACCGGUUCUGUCCAUUCUAUAAGACUGUUGGCAUCCUGUCCAACAUAAUAGCCUUCUAUGAUAUGGCACGGCACGCAGUGGAGACCACGGCUCAGAGCGACAACAAGAUCACCUGGUCCAUGAUCAGAGAACACCUGGGAGAGAUCCUCUACAGACUCAGCUCCAUGAAGUUCAAGGACCCAGUGAAGGAGGGAGAGACCAAGAUCAAGGCUGACUACGCCCAGCUGCUGGAGGACAUGCAGAACUCCUUCCGCAGCCUGGAGGACUGAGCCCCCGACCCCUCAUCCCAGGGGCAGUGCAUGUCUGUCUGUCUGUCCCCCUCUCUCUGCAGAUACCUCCACUGCAGCCUCACAUUCCAUUUCCUUGUGUUUACACCCAACCUGCCAUCAGUUUACCCAAUGUGUGUCUGUGUGGGCAAAAACAGAAGGAAAUGUACUGUGUUCUUGUAUUAUGUUGCCUCUGUGUCUUUUCCCCAGCAUGGUCAAAGAUCUGCCCCAUUACCUUGGUGUGUAUGUUUACAUGUCUUUGUGUGUGUGAGACAUUUCAUCUCACUCUUAACCCCUGCACUGCCCAUCCCUCCCCGUUUGUUUUGCACAUGGUCUCUAGCUGUGCACCUGACGAUGUCAGUUGAUGUAAUUAUAGUUCAAUACCCCCUCUAUCUGUACAGAAGAUUAACAUGAAAUACUUAAGCAGAGUGACUAUUUAUUGCAGGUGUGUGAUGUGGACAUCGCCUGGGCUGGUUGUUUGUUGUUUUUCUUAUGAUAGUGAUUUACGUGGUGUAGUCUUGUACGUGUGUAAGAGGUGGGCUCUCUUGUCCUCUCCUUUCCACUGCUCAUCCAGGCUGUAUCACAACCGGUCGUGAUUAAGAGUUGCAUUGGGCGGUGCACAAUAGGCAGCAGCGUCGUCCGGGUUUGUCCGGUGUAGGCCAUCAUUGUAAAUAAGAAUUUGUUCUUAACUGACUUGCCUAGUUAAAUAAAAAAUAGGAUAAGUGUAUGAGUCCCAAAGAAUAAAAUGUGUAAAAUGAAAUAAAGCAACAAAACAAAAUGGUGAAUGUCG
This is a messenger RNA of Oncorhynchus kisutch (coho salmon), 3030 nucleotides long. Its product is annotated as V-type proton ATPase catalytic subunit A. Gene Ontology annotation, molecular function: ATP hydrolysis activity; proton-transporting ATPase activity, rotational mechanism; ATP binding. Gene Ontology annotation, biological process: ATP metabolic process; proton transmembrane transport. Bases 390 to 2243 code for a protein of 617 amino acids. Gene Ontology annotation, cellular component: lysosomal membrane; proton-transporting V-type ATPase, V1 domain. The transcript has 15 exons. The record is from RefSeq and is a predicted model, not a curated record. NCBI's taxonomy places the organism in Eukaryota, Metazoa, Chordata, Actinopteri, Salmoniformes, Salmonidae.